AGGGAAGUAAAGCAAAAUGGCGGAAUACAAGGGUGCUGCAAAGGAAGGUGCAAGGGCCAUGGCCCUGAUGAAAAGGCGAGAAAAAAUGAAAGCCGACAUUGAAGCCGCGAAAAACAAGAUAUCUGAGGUAAUCAUCGUGUCAUUUGCUCAAGGAAAAUUUACUUCCUGACCCACCGAUCUUUGAAUCAUAAAUCUGUAAAAGAAAACGUGUGGUAAUGUUAAGGUUGUUGGUUUUUUAUCGUAGAAACACAAGAUCGCCGACAUCAGCAACAAAUUUUCUACUCAUUAUGAUGUGGUAGAGCAGCAACUAAAAUCAAGCACUAUCGGUACGUGAAAAUCAUUUCAGUACCUGAUUUGGUUGGACCUGUGCAAGCCUGUGGUUGACGGGUUAUUAAACAAUUAGAUUGAGAGCUCCAGAUUUUUCACACAGAAUCGAGCACUAAUGAGCUAAUAUUGGCCAAAAAAUUAUGAAUGUAGUAGUCGCUUAAAAUUUCAUUGCUAGACAAGCUUAUUUUUGCUUUUAAUUUUGGUUGUUUUGCUGCUCACGGGCACUCAGCACGAUAACACGAAGCAUAGCUAAUUAGAUUGCAGUAUUUAUGACUAUUACAUUUAUACUUAUGAAGACUAGAAUCAGAAAUGAGUUAUUGAGGCUCUAAUUUCUUUAUCCAUAACUGCAGUUCAACUGUAAAGGUCACCUUAUCACAGUAACAAAAGCCACGAUCUCAAUUUUUCUUUUUUUGCCUUUUAUGCAGAAGCAUGACACAUUAGGAAGGCAUCCAUCACUGAAACAUGAUAUUUUUUCAAACAAAUGUUUUAUAAACUUCUGAGUGUGAAAAACGCUAUUGUUUUAAUGCAGAGUACAGUAAACUAUAACACUCAGCAACAAAUGAUGCAAUCACUUAGCUUAUCCAUAAGCCUUUACACCUUAACAUCAGUAUGCAUAUUCUCCAUACUGUUUUUAAUACAUUUCCUAAGGUGCUGACAAGGAGAACUUGUUAAUCAAUCAAGAGCUUCGUUGGUGAUCAUUUCCUUUUUUCUAGUGACUUUGAUGUUUGAUUCAGGGGUAAUAUUGUAAGAAGAAAUUAGAUGCUAGUCACUCUUAGGGUUAACCCUUUAACUCUCAUGAGUGACAAAGACAUAAUUUCUCCUUACACUAUCGAUACAAUAUCAACCAGACAAGUGAUGAGAAUAAAGAAAACUAACAAUAUGGGGAUAACUAGUUGAUCCAAUACUCAAUUCUCUGAACUAACAUUGUAAGAAUUGUAUGGUUGACAGUAAGGAGAAUUACAAAUUUGAUCUGGGAGUUAAAUUGUUAAGGGGUAAAUAGAUGUUUUUUUUUAAAAUUAUGAUUAUUAUUAUUUUCAAGGAUUGGUGACCCUGGAUCAAAUGAGAGCCAAGCAAGAGGAUCUUGUUCGAGAACAUGAAAAGCAGCUGGCUGCAAAGCUUAAAUCAGAUGAAACUGAAAGGUUUGUUCAAAUGUAAUUCAUGUACUUUCAUCAUUUAUUGUAAAUAAUUUAUCAACUCAUUGAUUGGUCAUUAAUGAUGUGAUUAUUUAUUAAGGGUAUAACUUGAUAAUGAAAUUUGCCAAAAUUUCUUGAAUGUAAUACAUUUAUAAAUGUAUUUGGAUUUAUAAAAAAUGAAAAAAAAGUGUAUUAUGAGAUCUUUCAAACCUGAUGAAAAAAAAAAUUGGUCUGUAAGUUGCAGUAAAGUGCAGACUUUAAAUUCAGUUAUCUAUCAACUAAACUUUGAAAUUCUCUGGAAAUGCAUCGGAUAUGCAAUUGUUUAAUUUUCUAUCCUACAAAUGAAUUCAAUCAUUGUUUCCCCCUCUAUGCAGUGAAUCCUCUAAAAAGAAACAGAAAAAAAUAAAACUGAAACAAACCUCCGCAUUGUCAUUUAACCUUGAUGAGGAUGAAGAAGGUGAAGACAGUGAUGAUCAACCAGGUAUUAUUCAAUUUCUUCAUUCUAAAUUUAUGUUGUACAAAUUGUGGCUCACUUAACUUGGCUAAACAUGGAGGAAAAUUUGCAGUUCUGGUUUUUGAGGUCAGAAUUCAAUUCCUGAUCCCAUAUGUUGUAAUGUCUUUUGGGCCUUGAAUCCUAUAAGUGAUGAAAAUGUAACUUCUCCCAAGAAUAUCCAUGCAUAAUCUAGCAUACAGGUAAUGAGAAUAAUAGUCCAUUUUGCAGCUGUGUGCUUGGUUGCCAAGUCUUUGAACAGAAGUGAGGUUAAGGUUGACCUUUUUAGGAUGCAAACCUUGCUGCUUUUCAAAUGCAAAUUACUUUGUUAUCAUGCUGACUAGAUACUGGUCUCUAUCACAACCAGGUCACCUUCAGCCACAGUCUAAAUCAAAGGCUUGGCAGCUGAGAACUCAACUGUAAAAUGGCCUACUAGCCCUUGAACUCCCAUCAGUGACCAAGACAGAAUUUCUCCUUACGAUACCAAUACAAUAUCAAGCAGACAAGUGAUGAGAAUAAAGAAAAAUAUCAAUUAGAGUAUUUUUAGUUGAUCCAAUACCAAAUUCUCAAAACUAACAUCACAAGAACUGUAUGGCAGACAGUAAGGAGAAUUACUAAUGAGAUCUUGGGAGUUAAAGGGUUAAGCUUAGAAGUUGUUAUCUUGACUUAACACCAAAUCCCCUAGACUAAUUACAAGGCAAUGCGUAGCAGAUAAGAAUGGAAAUGACAAUCCAGCUUGAAGUAGAAGAAAACCUGUCAGAAACUGUACAGAAUGCGAGAGGUGGAAGAGAGGAAUGGGCUUAAAAAAGAAGGGUAAAGACUACAAUAAUAUUAUCAUGAUGACCUGCUCCCGGUUGGCUUGUUAGUAUAGUUGGUAGAGCACUGCACCGGUAUCUCAGUGGUUGUGGGUUCUAAUCCCAUACAGGCCUGAAUUUUUUUUUUCUUCUUUAAGCCAUAUUUUCACUGCUGCUUAAGAAGUGUUCAUUACUGUGAAGAUCACUUUAAUAUCAGAUUCUAUUUCCUAUGCUGCAUUUCACAUAUAUAAAUUUCAUAUUACUGGUAACCUUGAAUGUAAGGAUGUGUGAAUUCUAAUAUUUUUCAAACAGUUGUCCCACUGAAAAAGAAAAAGCUUGGGAAAAAUCCUGAUGUGGACACGUCAUUUUUGCCAGACAGGGAUAGAGAGGUACGUUAAUAUGUGAACAAGGAGUUAGUAGUAGCAGAUGGAGCAAAAACAACUGCCUGCACAAGGUCACAUAACCCAUUUUCAGGCCCUGAAGUACAGAUGUGUGAGGAAAACAUGUACCAUUCAUUUUGCUUCUUACCACCACUGGAAAAUAACACAUUAUGUAGAAUGUAUAUACAUGUAGUAUAAUGUUGGUUACAAAUGGACACUGCAUUGUGUAAUUAAUUAAUAAAUUUUGGGAAUUCUUUUGAGACAGGAGAUGGAAAGAUUAGAGAGGGAAAAGAUCAGACAAGAAUGGGUAGAAAAACAAGAGAAGAUUAAGAGUGAGAACUGAAAAAGAGAUUUUUUUUGUUCUGUUUUGUUUUGUUUUUUGCGAAGUAACAUUUAACAAAUAUAUUCCAUGUUGUUGUGCCUCUGUUCAGUAAAAGAUAACAAAAAAUGUAAAAAUGUAGUGAGAACAAAAAAAGGGACACACAAGUCACUAAUGCUCUUACCAUAUAUUUUUGUCUUCUGUGAUCUACAUUUUGUAUUACUGUACAGACCUAAGGCAACGUGAAACCUAUUUGUUUUAUAUGGUAAAGCAAAGUCAUCUAUGUGUUUGUCCUCCAAUGAAUGAUUAGUAAGAACCAAUCAAAAUUCUUUUAUAAUUUAGCUGAUAAUGGACAUGAAAAAAUUACACACUUCUGAUUGGCUGAAAAUGAGUGCAUUCUCAUGUAACAUGAGUGCAAAGUUGUACAGCACAAUUGUAAGUUACAAAUACGGCACACAUGCUUUAAAAAAUUUUGUCUGUCUUGAUUUACUGCAAUGUUUUUCAUGUACAUUAUUAACAAGUAAUAACUUGAUUUCUCUCUCAAUUUGGUGUGAUAGGCGCUUAUAAAUUUUCAAAGACCACAAAUUGCACUCUUCCUUAGGGCUUGAGCAAUUUUGUUGUCUUUGAAAAAUUUGCUUGUGCUUAUUUGCAUCAAAUUGCACUCAAAAUCAUGUUAUUAUCUAAAUUUAUGUUAUGAUUUUAUACACUCAACAAACCAGCUUGUGCAGUUAACCCUUUAACUCCCAGAAGUGAUUAACAUGGAACUUCUCCCUAUAAUAUCCACACAUUAUCCUGCAAACAGGUAUUGAGAAAACUCCAACUUAUAAGGUAGAAGUGGUUAUCUUGAUCUAAUACUGAAUUCUCAUAACUGAUUUACAAGGAAAUGUGUAGCAGCCACAGGGAAGCAUUAACAAUCAGAUCUUGGGUGUUGAAGGGUUAAGAACACUCCUAAAAUGUCACCCUUGCCUGUAAAUUGUCAAAUACACUGGCAUUCAUGUGCACAUGUUAUGGGAAGGAUGAUUGAGUUUUUUUAGUAAAUGAGUUAUAGUGAUUUGACAAAAGAUAUAUUUAGUUGUGGACAGAAAGGGAGGUCUGUUUCUACACAUGUCUGCACUGUGUAUUCAAGAUUUUAAAAUUCUAGUCUAAUUUCUUUCUGAUUGACAGUCUGUCUAGUGCAUCAGGUCAAGAAUAACUUUUGUACAGAUGUGUCAGAAAACAGAUAAAAAAUCAUGUAAAAUACUGACGAGUGCUAGUUUAUCGUUAGGUGUUAAGCAUUCUGGGAAUACAUGUAGCUACCAUUGUUCUCAGUCCAUGAGAAUUGACUCAUAACCUUGUGUCUAAAAAGGGAAGAUAAUGGCUGCAUAAAAAAAUAAAAAAAAAUUCCUAGUUUUAUGUUUGGAUUUUCGCCAAAUCUCCAUUCAUGUUUAUAAAAUUUUUGCUUUUGUCAUUUUAGAUGAAGACGUGGAAAUCACUUACAGUUACUGGGAUGGAUCUGGUCAUAGGAGAACAAUAAAGGUGAGGUUCAAAUGAACUGAACUCCAGACAGGAAUAUGAAUACGUCUAAAAUAAAUAUAUAAAAUAACUCUCUCUUUGUUUCCAUCACAGAUGAAGAAAGGCAACACAAUCUCUCAGUUCCUUCAAAAAUGCGUCGAACAAUUGCGCAAAGAUUUUACUGAGUUUAGGUAAGUCUAUGAAACUUGGAAAGCAUGGAUCACCAUUUGGGAUUCACAGCUUUUUACUCGACAAACACUGAGUCCUUUUCUUUUUUUCAUAAUUAGUGAGGAGUGUACUCUCUCCUAACCCUUAAACUCCCACUAGUGAUUAACAACGACAACAACAGUUUAUUUCUACUACUGUAAACAACUAAAAGAAUUUACAAGAAUAUGAUUAUAAAUAAAUAAAUAAAUAAACAGUACAUACAGUAGUGGAACAUCCAAAAUAACUUGAAGGCUAAACUAGUUGGGUUAACAUGAAACUUCUCCCAAAAAUACCCUUACAUUACCCAGCAAACAUGUAAUGAGAAUACUUAUCAGGUAGGAGUAAUUGUUGUCUUGAUCUAAAACCAAUUUCUCAUAACUGAUUUACAAGGAAACGUGUAGCAGCUGGAUGGGAGAAUUAACAAUUAGGUCUUGGCAGUUAAAAGGUUAAGUUUGCAGUCCUUCAGGGCUCCAAGCUAAUUUUUUUCAAAGACACUAUUUGGCGACAUAGAAUCAUAGAAAUGCAGAGGUUUCAGGAAAAGCUGGUUACAAGCAGUCUGCUGCCACCUAAAAUACCUCUUACCGCCGUCUGUUCAGGAGCUUUUUUUUCUUUGGGUAUCGCUUUUACGACGCCUUUUCCAGAAACAGCCGGCUAUUACACCAUCGGCAGCCGCCUAUAACAACAAGAGUAUUGAAACUCCUAUAAAUUGUCGCCAACCAUAAAGUUCUAGUUGAAAGGAAACGAAAAUCAACUACAACAACAACAAAAAAAAAGCAAAAAAACCAAAAACAAGGGAAGGAAGGAAGGAUAAAGGAUAUUUUGUACAAAACUCCAGAACGAUGUAGAAAAAUUUUUGUCCCUCUUUGACCAUCAGAGGUCACCAAGUUGGCGAUUUUCACAGCAAAUUUUCUUUUUUUUGGUGGUUUUUCCUUGUUUUUUAUUUCUUCCUACCAUGGCAGCCAAAACAGUCACAGCGUGGACUUUUGUGAAACUUACCUAUCAUAGCCUUUGUUUUUUUCCCUUUUUACAGGGCUGUGACUACUGAAAACUUAAUGUACAUUAAGGAAGAUCUUAUUAUACCUCAUGUGAGUAACAUUCGUGGAAAAGAUUCACAUAGUAAAAAGUGGGUCCAAAAAAAAAAAUUUAAGAUAACUGAAUAUUAAGCUAUGCUGAAGGAGAGCUUUUUAAACGGAACAACUUCGGAAAGUCAUUUUUACGGAAUUAUAAAUUGCAGUGAUGUGUAAAUUUGAUUACUUCUUUACAUCCUAACAUCAGUAAGCAAGUUCUCUAUACAUUUGCUGAGGUACUGACAAGCAGAAUUUGUUUAACAAGCAAGAGUUUCUCUAUUGUUUAUCUUUUCAUGUAUUUUCUUGCCCUUAACUUGUGAUUCAGGGAUAAAUUAGAUGCUAGUCACUCUUAGUGGUCAAGGGGUUGAGACCAUUUCCUGUUCAUGAUCUCCCCAAUUAGGAGUUUAAGUGGAUAGCAAUGAAUUUGGAGGUCUGACAAAAUUCUGGAGGGUUACGUGUAACAGAAAAUGGUUCUCCGGCAACUCGAAACCUAACCUUCUUGUAUUUUCAUAUUGCAGCAUUACUCUUUCUAUGAUUUCAUUGUGAACAAGGCUCGCGGUAAAAGCGGACCGUUAUUUAGUUUUGAUGUCCAUGAAGAUGUUAGAGUGAUUAGCGACGCAUCCGUGGAGAAAGACGAGGUGAGUUAUUUGCACAUCACUGUCUGAUUCAGGGUGGAUGCGUGUGAGUUUGGAUUACUUUUUCAGUGUGAUUUUGAGCGCUUUCGUAGUCCGUGACCAAUCGCUCUCUCACCGAGGCCUGUGGUAGAGAAACGCGGACCAGCUGACGAAGGCUAUCGCAGAGAAGGGGAUGCAAAUAUAAAUUCAAACUAUACACGUCUUGAACUCCGCGUUGCUGACAUAUGGCAGACGUAUGUGAUCGCAAGUGCGGGUUUCUUCACAAUCAGAGAGUUUUUCUGACAAACCCGAUCGUACAUGUACGGACGCCCCCGUCUCUGAUUUCCAUUUUAUUUAAUUUAUUUUUCCUCUCUACAGUCACAUGCUGGGAAAGUUGUUCUCCGUUCAUGGUACGAGAGGAAUAAACAUAUUUUCCCUGCCAGCAGAUGGGAGCCGUAUGAUCCAGAAAAGAAAUGGGACAAAUAUACGGUAUCC
Pocillopora meandrina is the source of this 7317-nucleotide messenger RNA. The record is from the annotation of a GenBank genome assembly. NCBI's taxonomy places the organism in Eukaryota, Metazoa, Cnidaria, Anthozoa, Scleractinia, Pocilloporidae.